AUGCGCGGUCAUUCCAUUCUGAUUGCCUCAUGGGCUCUUGCUGUAUCAAUAAUACUCAACGGAAGGCAACUUUGCUCAGGUUGCUUUUUAGAAGAAAAACAUGCUCUCUUGGACUUCAAAGCUUCCUUAAAUGUGACUACAAAUGCUCAUCUUAUCCUUUCUUCGUGGACUGGAAAAGAAGGUGAUGGAGCAAAUGCUGAUUGCUGCACCUGGGAAGGGGUCAAGUGCAGUAAUAUUACUGGGAGAAUUGUUGAACUCCGCCUUAGUUAUUUGCGAGAGAAUAUGGAUGAGGAUUGGUAUGUAAAUAUAAAUAUUAGCACUUUCAUACCUCUGAAGGACCUGCGAGCUCUAGACCUGAGUCGUAAUUUCUUCCAGGGUGAAGUGACAGAUUUCAAGCGUCUGGAAAAAUUGGAGUUUCUUGACUUAAGCGGUAAUCAGCUUUCUGGUUCCUUGUCCUUUAAAGAAUUGAAGCUGGAGAACUUGAAGGUACUCAAUCUUGAAUAUACAAAUUUUAACAAACUCUCAGACGUUGAGGCUUUAACUUCUCUCAAAGCCUUAUCUUUGAACGUUAUUGGUAUUAAUGAUUCCUCCGUCCUUCAAGGAAUUUGCAGUUUGAAGAAUCUCCAUGAACUUCACCUGAGUCGGAAUAAUUUUUACGGGCCUGUUCCCAUGUGCUUCAGAAACUUGACAUCUCUUCGACUUCUUGAUCUCUCCAACAAUAUUCUCAGCGGAAACAUCCCUGCAGCUCUCAUUACUCCUCUCGUACACCUUGGGUAUCUAUCUCUCUCUGGCAACCUUUUUGGAGGUUCUUUUUCUUUCAGUUCUUUGGGCAACCAUUCAAAGCUUCAGGGGUUCAAACUUGGACCUUUGAACAAUGAUUCACAUGUCGACACUGAGGAUCUUGCUCUGCCCCCACCAUUUCAGCUAAAGGCUCUCUAUUUAUCUGGCUGCAACUUGAAUAAUCAGACUCGAAAAAUCCCAAGUUUCCUGCUCUAUCAGAAAGAAAUGCAAAAUCUUGAUCUGUCUUCCAAUAAGUUAGUGGGCCAGAUUCCUACUUGGCUUCUGCAAAAUAAUACAAACUUGGAAGUUCUUGUUCUAAAGGAUAACUCUUUUACGGGUCCGUUUCUUGUAGAUGAUUCUCUGGGAAAAUAUCUACGUCAAUUAGACAUCUCAAACAAUGACGUCAGUGGUAAGGUUCCCCAAAAUAUCGGUUUAUCUUUUCCAUCUCUGCAGUGGUUGAAUUUGUCAGGAAAUUCAUUUGAAGCCAAUAUUCCCCAGUCAUUGGGAAACUUGACAUGGGCAGAAUCAAUUGAUUUGUCCCACAACAUGUUUUCAGGGGAGGUGCCAGGUCAAAUUGGAACUGGAUGUUUAUUUCUUAGAAUAUUGGUAUUGUCUUAUAAUAAUUUGCAUGGCAAUUUUCCUUCUGGGUCCACGAACUUAACAAGCCUAGAAUUCCUUCACUUGGAUAAUAACCAUUUUAUUGGGAGCAUUUCACAUGGAUUAUCUCGUUCUCCAAGUUUAUCUUUGCUGGAUAUUUCAAACAAUUCUUUUCAAGGCAAAAUUCCAAGUUGGAUUGGAAAUUUUUCAGAUUUGAAUGGUCUUGACAUGUCAACCAACUUGCUAGAAGGUAGCUUACCAGAUGCUAUAUGCAAACUUUCAGAUCUUGAAUUUUUAGACCUCUCCAAAAAUCAGUUGAUCGGACCUUUACCAGCUUGCUCCGAGCUUACGUCAUUGAAGUUCAUCCACCUGCAUCACAACAUGAUCUCAGGGCCCAUCUCAAACAUGCUGUCUGGGAGCUUCAAUUUGAUGACACUCGAUUUGGGUUACAACAAGCUGUCUGGCGGUAUACCACGCUAUAUUGGUAAACUUAAAGAGCUCAGGGUCCUUCUAUUGGGGGGAAAUGAAUUGCUUGGUCAUAUUCCUUUGCACUUAUGUCAGCUGCAGAAUGUGACAAUUAUGGAUCUUUCUCAGAAUAAGUUUUCUGGGCCACUGCCUACAUGCUUCAACAAAAUUUCUUUUGGCAGCGGGCAGUUCUCCAAAGAUGCAUUUUUUAAAUACCAGCUUUUUUUUCCCCAUACACCUUCCUUUUUUGGCCAUGGAUAA
This is a messenger RNA of Coffea eugenioides, 2103 nucleotides long. Its product is annotated as receptor-like protein 15. Gene Ontology annotation, molecular function: protein binding. The record is from RefSeq and is a predicted model, not a curated record. Lineage: Eukaryota; Viridiplantae; Streptophyta; Magnoliopsida; Gentianales; Rubiaceae. Bases 1 to 2103 code for a protein of 700 amino acids. The transcript is spliced from 4 exons.